Molecule: messenger RNA, 1101 nt
Organism: Propithecus coquereli (Coquerel's sifaka)
Lineage: Eukaryota; Metazoa; Chordata; Mammalia; Primates; Indriidae
Product: olfactory receptor 51D1
Exons: 1
Coding region: 21-1037 (338 amino acids)
Biological process (GO): G protein-coupled receptor signaling pathway
Cellular component (GO): membrane
Molecular function (GO): G protein-coupled receptor activity; olfactory receptor activity
Source: RefSeq, a predicted model, not a curated record
CUCCCCUGAGCCGUGGCCAAAUGCUAUGUCUACUUUUCCCUUUCCUAGAGCCUGGAUUUGAGAUGCAGAAGCCCCAGCUCUUGAUCCCUGCCAUGGCCACUACAAAUGGAACACUGGUGCACCCAGCAUACUUCCUUCUGGUGGGCAUCCCUGGGCUGGGGCCCGACACACACUUUUGGCUGGCUUUCCCUCUGUGUCUUAUGUAUGCCUUGGCCACCCUGGGCAACCUGGCCAUCAUCCUUACCAUCCGUGUGGAAAGGCGUCUGCACAAGCCCAUGUACCUCUUCCUGGCCAUGCUCUCUACCAUUGACCUAGUCCUCUCCUCUGCCACCAUGCCCAGGAUGGCCAGCCUUUUCCUGACAGGCGCCCAGGAGAUCGAGUUCAACGUUUGCCUGGCUCAGAUGUUCCUUAUCCAUGCUCUGUCAGCCAUGGAGUCAGCUGUCCUGCUGGCCAUGGCUUUUGACCGCUUUGUGGCCAUCUGCCACCCAUUGCGCCAUGCGUCUGUGCUCACAGGGCCUACUGUGGCCAAGAUUGGACUAGCUGCCCUGGCCAGGGGGUUUGUAUUCUUCUUCCCACUGCCCUUCAUCUUGAAGCGGUUGUCAUACUGCCGAACACAUACUGUCACACACUCUUUCUGUCUGCACCAAGAUAUUAUGAAGUUGUCCUGUACUGACACCACGGUCAAUGUGGUUUAUGGACUCUUCAUCAUCCUCUCAGUGAUGGGUGCAGACUCCCUCUUCAUUAGCUUCUCCUACAUCCUCAUUCUGUGGGCUGUGUUGGAGCUGUCCUCUCGGGGGGCAGCACUCAAGGCUUUCAACACCUGCAUCUCCCAUCUCUGUGCUGUCCUGGUCUUUUAUGUGCCCCUCAUUGGGCUGUCAGUGGUGCACAGGCUGGGUGGUCCCACGUCCCUGCUUCAUGUGGUUAUGGCUAAUAUAUAUCUGCUGCUGCCUCCUGUGGUCAACCCCAUUGUCUAUGGAGCCAAGACCAAGGAGAUACGUUCAAGGGUCUUCCAUAUGUUCUCACAAGGUGGCAGGUAAGAAUGAUACCUACCUGUGUUCUCAAUGCUUUCAAAGAUGGGAGGAUUUGUAUCCUAUCGAUUGA